UAUAAAAAAACAUAUCUCCUAGCCUCCUGAAUUUGUUUCAAGCUCAUAAUACUAAGCAUAAUGCUUGAAUUAACACCCCAAAAAAAUGUGCACCUAAGAAAAUACCCUAAUAAAAAGGGAAGAGGUGAAUUUUAUUUCCUGUCGCUCGUGAACGUUCAGGGAAAUACUGGUGUGGUACCUGCAUGCGGUAUUUGUAUUGUUUAGAGGCAUUUUGCCGAGUGCUUGACUUGGAACGAUGAAUGUUGAGUGCGUUCAGUUGAUUGUUAGCACGUUAUUAUAUUUCUUUAUUUUUGUUUGUGGAUUUGCUAUUUCCAUUCCAUUAGGAGUCAUAACUAACGGAGUCGCAGGAUGCAUUCUCUACGGAGAACUGGAAUCCCAAAGUGCAACAAGAUUCAUACUGAAUUUCAGCCCCAUGUCAAACUGUGAUUUCCCCAUGUAUUGUGGAGUGUUUGUCUGUAUUAUCUAUGCUUUCGGAAUGGGAGUCUACAAUUUGUACACAAUUUACAAAUCAAAGAAGGACACUUCCAAUUAUAAUCAGCCCCAGAUGUUGGUGGUGGCGGUCCUUGCAGUAAACUCCCUGGCUACACUCCUCGUGUUUGUCUCCUCCUGCAUCGUCAGUGCGGGGUUCAGAGAAUUGUGUGACUCCCUCACCCAGGACAAGCCUUACCAGUACUUCCCAAGCUGUGAAGAAGCCCAAAAUCAGAAACUCGUGAUAGUGGGAACUGACCAUCAAGUUUCGGCAGGAACUUUUUACACCAAUUUCAACGUAACACAGGCAGCCUCUUGGAUUUGUACUUUUCUGUGGUUGGCGUUAGUUAUUUCUGGAGUUGUCCGGUUUAAACUCAGUCGACGUAUGCAAACCCGGGGCGGGGCUCCAUCAGCAUAGAUAACCAAGAUCUCAACCGAAGGACAAACAGUAUAAGGAGUCGCGUCACAUCGACUGUCAAUAACGUCAUUGUGUGUUGCCACGUCACUUUCGCCGCACUUGUUUUGUGCAAUUUUUAGGUUUAGAACACAUUUUUACAAGCAAAAUUAUAAGUAAAUGUAAAAUAUAUUUUAAAAACUUCUUCAUAUGAAAUAUUUGUGCAAGAUAUUACAUGUAUGAAUAUUUAAUUCUAUCAUAUUAAGAAACUUAUUAUUCAUCUUUUAUUCUAUGUCAAGUACUAUACUACUGUAUAUGCAUUCUUAAAAAACAAUCGUUUGUCUAACCUAUCUAAUUACUAGUAGUUUAAUCUAAAAGUUUUAGAUUUACCUUUUAAACAGUCUUAAUCAAAGUUUGUAUUAUAUAUUGUUUAAUGUUUUCGUCUUUAUGAAAAAAAUGAGGACCUAAGUUUUUAGUUUACUUAAAAAAAAUGGAUAGUAAUUUUUUCUGUUAACUUUAUUUUUAUGAAACGACUGAAUCCCCUGUCGGUUAAAGUUUGUUUGUCAUUAUAAAUGUGGAUUUUGUCUUACUCCCUUUAUUUUCUUAAAGAUAUUCUUGACUUAAUUACCAUAUGUCAAUGAUAAAAUGUUGUUCAAAAUUUCGUAAACUACUUGCUUUAGUUAGAAUAUUGAAAAUGAAUGACAAAAUGAAUGGGAUUCCUUAUUUUGGAACAUUUGGAGAUAACUUCGUCACCCAGGUGAUCCAAUGCUAUUUGUUUUCGUCCGCCGUCACGCAUCAUUUCGUCAUUAGACUUUUUUCACAAUCACAUAUUUCACAAAACAAUAACUUUUUUGUUGUUAAGAAAAUUGAAGGAUACUUCACAAGGGUUGCAUAUUACUCAUAUGACAGUGAAGACCAAGGACCACUUAAUUAUCAAUCAAAGUCUUACAACAUAUCUCCAACUUGUUAAUGUUCAAAUCUUCACCAAAAAAAUCAUUAGGAAGAAGUAUUUAACUUUUCUUUGAUAAUAUGUGUAUUAUUAAGCUAUCUUAUUUUGGUAUCAAAUGGUAAUAUUUCACACUGGCAUGAAUCAACGAGCUAUAUACCUUAGUAUAAUAAAGAGUUUGCAUUAAGGGGGAUGUGCGGCCAUCUUGUACAUUUGAGGAUAAGAAUAUAAACAUUUCUUGAACUGGCUUGUUUCUGCUCGAAACUGGCCAAAAAUGUUGCCAAAAGACAUAAAAGCAAUAAAUAUGAAGUCCAACAUGUCAUUUUGUUUAAAAAGUAUGUAUACAAGAACAUGACAAUGCCUUUUUAAUCACUAAGAACAGCUGUCGAACUGCACAGCUAUAGACUCAUUUUGAAGAUUUAAAACUCUGAAAAAAAAUUGAAGGGGUCCAUUGGUGUCCUCUUUACAACCAUGGCAGAAACAAGCCAGUUCAAGAAAUUUUCAUAUUCUUAUCCGCAAAUGCACAAGAUUGCCGCACAUCCCCCUUAAGGUUAGACUGUAUACAAUUACAUUUUGGUCAGCUCAUCUUUUGUAAAUUUGCAUUAAGAUGGAAUAACACAUCAUUAUAUAAAUAGUGCCUGUUUGGGAGGGUAACAGUUGAAAUUGACACCCCGAGAAAACCAUUGUCAACUGACGCGAAGCGGAGGUUGACAAUGGUUUUCGAGGAGUGUCAAUUUCAAUUAUUAAACUUUCAUGUUAAAUACUGAAAUCUGAUUGGUUAAUGCACAGUUGAUAAUCCGUUCUAUUACCCUCAGCGUUAGCAACACACUUAGCAACGGGUCACACAACGAAUUGUUACAUGCGCGUAAAUUAUUUGCGAACGGUUCGCCGUAGAAUUCACGUCAUUUCUGUAUAAAUGCAGUAAAAAAAACUCUCUAAUAUUAAGCCAUUCAGUAUAAUAAAAUAAAUAGUGCCUGUUUGGGAGGAUAACAGUUGAAAUUGACACCCCUCGAAAACCAUUGUCAACCUCCGCUUCGCGUCGGUUGACAAUGGUUUGUACAUAUGUACAGUUUAUUUAUCAUUAUAUAUUUCAUAAUCAAAUGAUUAACUGUUAAUUUGAGUGACUUUUUCCAGGUGUGUUUGUUAUUCUACCUUAAGGUUCGACUGUAUACAAUUAUAUCUUGGUCAAUUCAUCUUUUAUAAUAAAUCUUUGUAAAGACUUUUUUUCAACCAAUCAGGUUGUGAUAUUAUUUUGUAAAUAUGUUGUAUACUUAUCAUCAGAAUUUUAGUAAUUAAUUUACUACAGAAAGAGGAUCCUAUCGAAGAUUUAUUGAAAAAAGAUUUUUUUUUCAUUAUAAUUCCAACAUUUUUAUAUAAGCACUCUUGUAUUAAAAAAAAAGAAAAUCGAGUUUUCGGUUCUUAUGUGUUCAUUUUACCUGAAUGGAAUCCUCACCUUAGAUCUCUGUUUUGUAUUGUAUAUACACUGUACGUAUUAGUAAACCCAGCGAGUUCUUGUGUCAAUGUUAUUAAGCAUUUUUGCUGAGUAUCUAUUAAAUAUCUGUA
This is a messenger RNA of Magallana angulata, 3371 nucleotides long. RefSeq names its product transmembrane protein 179B-like. Bases 236 to 886 code for a protein of 216 amino acids. The record is from RefSeq and is a predicted model, not a curated record. The transcript is spliced from 5 exons. NCBI's taxonomy places the organism in Eukaryota, Metazoa, Mollusca, Bivalvia, Ostreida, Ostreidae.